Molecule: messenger RNA, 698 nt
Organism: Balaenoptera musculus (blue whale)
Lineage: Eukaryota; Metazoa; Chordata; Mammalia; Artiodactyla; Balaenopteridae
Gene: RPS10
Product: ribosomal protein S10
Exons: 6
Coding region: 152-649 (165 amino acids)
Cellular component (GO): cytosolic small ribosomal subunit
Molecular function (GO): RNA binding; structural constituent of ribosome
Source: RefSeq, a predicted model, not a curated record
CCGGAGACGCCAGUCCCUCAGGCACCGCCGAGGCCACCUCAGGCAGCGCGCGGGUCCUGACAGGGGGCGGGGCACGGCAGCCCGGAAGAGACGCCGCGCCGCACAUACCCCUUCCUUUCCAGCUCCGGCCCCGGACGCAGCAACCGUCGUGAUGUUGAUGCCCAAGAAGAACCGGAUUGCCAUUUAUGAACUCCUUUUUAAGGAGGGAGUGAUGGUGGCCAAGAAGGACGUCCACAUGCCUAAGCACCCCGAGCUGGCAGACAAGAAUGUGCCCAAUCUUCAUGUUAUGAAGGCCAUGCAGUCUCUCAAAUCACGAGGCUACGUGAAGGAACAGUUUGCCUGGAGACAUUUCUACUGGUACCUAACCAACGAGGGUAUCCAGUAUCUCCGGGAUUACCUCCACCUGCCCCCUGAAAUCGUGCCUGCCACCCUGCGCCGCAGUCGUCCUGAGACUGGCAGGCCGCGGCCCAAAGGUCUGGAGGGAGAGCGACCUGCAAGACUCACAAGAGGGGAAGCCGACAGAGACACCUACAGACGAAGCGCUGUGCCCUCUGGUGCCGACAAGAAAGCCGAGGCCGGGGCUGGGUCAGCAACCGAAUUCCAGUUUAGAGGCGGAUUUGGUCGUGGACGUGGUCAGCCACCUCAGUAAAGUUUGGAAGAGAUUGUUUUGUGUUGAAUAAACGUGUAGCCAGAAAAGA